CAAAUGGCUGAAAAUGUGUUUUAUAAAUAAAUCAUUACUGCAUAAGAUUGAACAUUAUUUAUGCGUGAUUUGUAGAGUUCAUAUUCUUCCUGCCAAAGAUGAAUCGAACGAAUCAGUUCAAAAGAAUCGACUCGGUCAAUUGAACCGAACUUCCCAUUAUUAAAUCGGUUCAACAUGCGGGUAUGGAUUUCUAAUAGCAUAAUUCCUAAUCACGAACUGCGGUGCAACCAGUAAAAUGCUUUGCGUCAUGAACAGACAUCUCCAAACGCACUGAGUUUAUCUGUAACACUGCUAUGAAUUAACCCAACCCUGUAGGUGUAUAUUUCUCACAGAAAGACAGAGUUAAAACACUGAAACACGGGGUAUUUUGCUACGCAAAACGUUACAACACUUCCUUAAGGGUCGACAGGAUCCUUUGUGUGUCAAGUGAAUGCGUAAAAAAGGAGGGUGCGUAAAAAGCGCGCAGGGUGGUGUGUGUGUAUGUGUGUGUGUGGGUGUAGGUGUUGGUGGGUGCUAUGUUCUUGUGCGAUUGGUCAGAUGAAGGCGGGCACUGUGAUGCCAGUGGGUGAAAGGAAGGUGGGCAGUGGGCACAAGGAGGAAUAAAGAGGAGAGCACAGGAGAGACGAGCCUGCAGAGGGAGUCGCACUACUCGCAAACUGUUUCGUUUCCCAGGAAUUGCAUUAGCACUUGGUGAAAAACAAGGGAGUGAACAAACCAGGAUCUUCAGGAGACAUAAGAUGGAGUGGUACGUGCUGGUGUUGGUGCUCAGUUUGCCCUCUCUAUCCUGGGCUGAUUGCUCUGAACAGUGUCUAAGAUGUGCCCUGCACAUCUCCGACUCACCGCUCAACCUGCUGACCUGUACGUUAGAGUGUGAAGGUGCGCUUACAUCUAGCAGCGAGCUGGAUCGGUGCGAGAAGAUUUUAUGGGAACGACCCGAGGACGACCCGCAGGAGCCGACGACGUCAAACCCGGUCAAGCGUUACGGCGGAUUCAUCAAAAGGAUCGAGAAAAACAGAAAGAACCUGCUCACUUCGCCCUGGAGGGGGAACGCUAUAGAAAAAGGGUCACUGGCAAAGAAAUACGGUGACGCCAUGUUAAAACUGAUCGAGAGAAACGCACCCGAGCUGACCGAGGACGUUGAAGGGGAAGACGUUACCUCCGAGAACGAAAUGGGACUUUACGACAGUACGUUUCCUCUGAACGAGGUGAAACGUUAUGGUGGCUUCCGGAGAAAGUUCGUUCCCAAAAGAAGCGAGUCUGAAGAACAACCCGGCCAACAGGAGCUGCAGAAGAGAUACGGAGGCUUCAUGAGAAGAAUCCGUCCUAAAUUAAAUUGGGACAACCAAAAGAGAUACGGCAGCUUUUUACGGCGCCAUUUUAAAAUUUCUGUGCGAUCCGACGAGGAGCCUUCGUCAUACAACGAAUUUGGUCUUUAGGGUGUUUUGUAUUUAAAAAAAAGAAAAAAAAAAGUAGCUGAACUUAUACAG
Molecule: messenger RNA, 1487 nt
Organism: Ictalurus furcatus (blue catfish)
Lineage: Eukaryota; Metazoa; Chordata; Actinopteri; Siluriformes; Ictaluridae
Gene: pdyn
Product: prodynorphin
Exons: 3
Coding region: 738-1436 (232 amino acids)
Biological process (GO): chemical synaptic transmission; neuropeptide signaling pathway; sensory perception
Cellular component (GO): axon terminus; plasma membrane; neuronal cell body
Molecular function (GO): opioid receptor binding
Source: RefSeq, a predicted model, not a curated record